GCGAGCUGAGCGAUAGACGCAGACGCGCGAGAAAGCCAGGAAAGACACAACAACUGGUUCGACGGCGGCUUCCAGUGCACCCAUCGAUUAAAGUAACUGCCAAAAUAUAGCCAAUCAUUGGCGUGUGCUGCCCCAAUUGAAAUCGGUGGCCAUUCUUCGCGGAUGCAGUGUGUUCAGUGGAUCAAAGUGCAGUUAGAGUGAAACGAAAACGAUCUGUGAUUAGCGGAGAACGCAGCAACGGCACCAGCCGCCACAAUUGCAUUGACAAAGGAAGUGGGCAAAGUGAGUGAACGGGUUUCGGCCAGCAUUUUCACCUGGCCAAAACAACGGUGCGGCGGUGAAUGCAAUUCCGAUUUCGAAACACACAGAAACCAAACGAAACGAAAGUCGCGCGAAGAAAGUUCUCCGCGAAUGCAGAAACUAAAUUACCAGAAAAUUGAAUGAAACAAAACUCCUAAAGGAUUUACGCUCGUCUCCGGUGUGCAAGUGUGCAAAGCGUACCGAACUACAACGAAUCGGAAUUGGGAACUGGGGAAUGCAAGUGCAGCUUCAAGGCGCAGGAUAAUGAAAAUGCGGAGCCAGGACAUCGCCGGGACGAAAUUAAAAGCAAACAGCCACAGAAAGCGUCGAUGCAGCACGCUCCUCGUGGGAAUUAUGUUGCUCUUUAAAGUGGGAAUGAUUGCAUCCGAGACCCCGGAGAUUAAGGAUGCUUACAGCCAACCCCUCACGACGAUGGGGGGUCAGCCUCGUAACGAUGACAACACUUUUCGACCCAUCCUGCCCAUCGACAUUAGUCCGGAGUUCAUUUCCCGCAAUGUCUUCACCAAGUCGGGCCAGUACCGGGUCUUCCAGCCUGCGGAAACAGAGAGUGAUCUCCGCCUGACGGUGGCCAUGAGGCGCCGCAACUUUAAGCAUUCCUCAGAGCCAACUGCCAAAGAAGAACCCAAGAGCUCAAAAGUCACUGAAUUCAAGGAGGUCAAAAACGAGGUGAGCAAUUCCACAGCCUCACUCGACGCCGAGCUGAAGGGCCUUGAGGAUCUGCUGGUGGAGUAUGUGGAGCAGUUCUUCAGCCAGGGGAAGUACGAGCCAACUCCGGGCUUGGUUUUGGCCUUGCAAAAGAAUCACUCGAGUCCACAAAAUCCGGAAAGUGCCAGACGCUCCGCACGUAGCCUUUUGGAAGACACCAACGUCGAGUUGAAUAUCCCAAGAGCCUUUGGCAGCGCACGUUUGCUGUUCUUCAGUGGCUUAAAGAAAGUAAUGUGGCCCAUCUACAUGGGAUUACAGGUGCUGAAGAGUGUGCUCCUGGCCAUGUUUUUGCCCACUAUCAUAGGCAGCGUCAGUCGGCUGAUUGGAAAAGGCAUCACAUCCGGUUCCGCUGGCUCGGUGCCAUUGUUCAUCCGCCCCAUGGAACCGCCGCAGGAACUAGACUUCCGGGACAACAGCAUGAACUUUGAUGACGACAGCAAGUUUUCCUUGGCAGACGACGGCAAAACACAACCUGGCUAUGAAUACAAUGCAGAGGCAUCCCAGCAGCAGGCCCAGUAUGCUCAGGUGAACGGAAAUUCGCUGAAUCAGGCGACGCUGUCACGUUACGGGGGCCAGCAGAUGAUGCAGGAUACAUAUCUCAGUGCCCUGCAAAGUAUUGGGGCAGCAUCCUUUAAAAAUUCCCAGAGUCUCUCGGGAUCUUCCAGCUCUUUAGGAGGUGGUGGAGCACCAGGAAUGACAAAGAAGCCCGCUCCGGCUGUGAUGAACACCUUCCAGAGUUUUCAGAAAGUGCCCAGUUCCUCGCUUCUCCUCUCCAACUAUGAUCCUUUCUAUAGCCCGCUCCUGUCGCGACUGGAUUCCGUGUUCGCCCAGCUGAAGCUCAAUCCGGAGAACGAGGCCUGUCGGGAAAAACUCAUCUGUUUGAUGUACGCCAACCCCGCUAAAUAUGCUCCAUACAGCAACCUUGUGUCCGCGCAACUGAGCAGAGAACUCAAUGAACUGCGCAAACCGACCUCCGACAACCCGGACAUCCUGCGCUUCUUCAAGUACAUGAGGGCGGCAAAGGACGGCCAGGAUGGAGUCGACUGCGACCAGUCCUUUGCCAAGUGCACGGAGCUAAAGGACUUCGAGAACCCGGCCAUGCUGUCCACCUACAACGACAUCAACAAACUGGUCCAAGCACGAAAAUUGGCGUAGGGGUGCCCAGGAGAGUUGCGGGAUCAGGGAGUAGAUUGAGGGUCUUGAGGUUGUGAGGUGACAGCCAGCAAAGUUCGCGGGAGUCACGUCAAAAGUCCGUAGACUAGCUGUCUGUCUGUUGUGUCCUGCUCGGGAAUGGGAGCUGUAAUUAUGCAAAUUGUACUUUAGAUAGCCUAGCCAUAUAUACAUGUCUAUAUAUACUAUACAAACAAGUUCGUUAGACGCUCCACCGGCGGCAGCUGUCAGCGGAGGGUUGGGUUUGGGUUUUUUCAAGGGGGCUUCAUUAUUAUGUUGUAAAUAGAAAAGUUUUUGGUAGUUUAAUUAGGGCAAGCAACAAUUACAGGAUGAUGCUGUUAUUUUUAGCCAUUUAGAUGAAUUUCUUUAGGUAUUUAUUUUUAGCCUAUGAAUAUGUUUAAUUUUAACCAAUUUAUGUUUAAUAAUUUAUUCUGUUGUUGUUAUCCAAGUAGUCAGCGAGCGUUGUUCAUUGUCAUUGAAUAAUCAAUAAAAUUAUAUU
This is a messenger RNA of Drosophila bipectinata, 2695 nucleotides long. It is a transcript of the gene Osi24, whose product is annotated as Protein Osi24. The record is from RefSeq and is a predicted model, not a curated record. NCBI's taxonomy places the organism in Eukaryota, Metazoa, Arthropoda, Insecta, Diptera, Drosophilidae. Gene Ontology annotation, cellular component: membrane.